This is a messenger RNA of Emiliania huxleyi CCMP1516, 1035 nucleotides long. RefSeq lists its product as hypothetical. NCBI's taxonomy places the organism in Eukaryota, Haptophyta, Isochrysidales, Noelaerhabdaceae. The annotation marks the transcript as partial. Gene Ontology annotation, molecular function: metal ion binding. The transcript has 6 exons. The record is from RefSeq and is a predicted model, not a curated record.
AUGCCCUCCAAGAAGUCGAAAAAGAAGGAGCGGCGCCUCGACCCUCGCGGGUACGCCACAGCGAGCACACCCAGAUCUUCGCACAAGGAGGACUGUGACGACGGUGCCCACGUUUCUGUUGGUGCGCGCCUCGCCGUGAGACCGGGCGGCUCGGUGCGGCUGGGGCUGCGCGUGCGCGCGCCUCCUGCGCUGGGCUUGGAGGAUGCCGCAGGAGAGCCCACCCUUCGGCCCGAGGAGAGCCCGACCGCGCCCGUGCAAACUUUGCCGGCAGUGCCGGCACGGCUGUCACUGCCGAAAACGGAGGACUCGAGCCCUGUCCUUGAAAGGCCGCCGCCUCCCGAGCCGCCGGGAGCCUCGCGCCCCAUCCCCAUCCCACUGGCGGCGCGGCCGGUGGGGGCGCUAUCUCCCGAACCGGUGCUCAGCCCCGUGCAAUUUGCCAUCGAGGCCACGAGAGGCAUCGCAGCGCGCAGCGCCUUCGGCGGAGGGAGCGUCGCCGUCCCCCGUCGAUGCGACCACCCCUUCUGCUGCGGCUGCAUCCUCAACUGGGCGCUGCAGAAGCCAAAGUGCCCGCUCUGCCAGGUCGGCUUCUCGCACCUGUGGAUGUACAAGCAGCUGGACGGGUCGUACAACGACUAUUUGCGCGAGGAGUCCCUCUCCCUGCUGCACCGCGCCGUCUGGUUCCGCAAGGCCGUGUCGAGCGAGUACUCCCCCCAGCCGGUGGACGACGAGGACGAGUACCACGAGUUUCUGCAGUACGAGUUUAGCGGCCGGCGCGACGAGGAGGAGGAGCAGAUGUACUACCUCGAGAUGCAGGAGCGGGCCGCGCUCGGCAGGCAGAGCCGGCGCGCCAUCGGCAACCGAAUGUUUGGCUCGGGCGGGGUGGUGCAAGGGGGGCGGCUCAAGGCGCGACCGCUGCCCGUCACCCCUAAGUUUACCUCCAAGAAAGGCGGCGGCGGCGGAGAGAGCAGCGGCGGGGGCGGUAGCAGCGGGGGCGGCGGCAGCAGUGGCGGAGGCAGCAGCGGGGUCGGCGGGGGC